UACACCCGAAUACCGUGUAAAACGUGCGACGAAUUGUCUUACCUGUACUUGUACAUUAGGUACAGAAUUGAACUGUGGACGUUUUUUUUUUAAAUAUAAUUAUACAAUUUGUCGGUAAAUUGUAAUAAGUAUAUAAUAUUACAAUAUAUAUAUACUUAUUUUUUUUACACCAAAGAUUCGCUGUAAUAUUGAACAUCCUGCGGCGAAUUGUUUUUCUUUACGCCAAGACACAACAAUAAUAAUAAAAAAUAUAUACAUACAUAUAUAUUAUAUAAAUGAAAACACCUCUCAAGGUCUUUUCGUCGGUCUAAACACGGUCCAAGACGACAGCCAAACAACGUUGGCGUUCAUUCUGUCCGGCAAGCUCAAACGUCAAAGGAUAACGUCGCCAAUCGCACACACACACACACUGUUAUUGCAAAGAAAAUACACACACACACUGUUAACAAGAGAAGAAAAAACAUGGACAACCAUCGCACGCCGUUGAAUUUGUCGGCGAUCGCCUUGUUGACGGCACUGGCGGUCACUUGCAGCCUUGGUGCGCCGGCUUCUUUGUCCACCGACUCCGGCAGCGAGACCCAGAGCAAAGACUCCAACGAAGUGGGUCCCCUGCAAGAGAACUGGCAACUGUUCGAGAGGUUGGCCAAGAACAAGUCGUACGGCGGUCCUUCGGUCGACCCGGAAAAGACCAGGCAGCUCAUCAAGGAGAUCGAAGAGUUUUCGCGGCUGGUGCAAACCACGACCACGGUAACGCCCGUACCGGCGGAUAACGGUACCGCGGUCGAAGACGACGACGACGACUCGUUCGCGUCGGCUUCCGACUGGUUCGACAAGUUGUGGAAGGAAAUCACGGACGGCAUGGACUUUGACGGUCUGGACGACGACGACAAGGGAAAACCCGACAACGACGCGCCGCCCCCGGACGUACCGCCGACCACAGAGGCCGACGCCGAAACCAUUGGCUACGUUCGGCCGCAGUCGCAGGGACAAGAGACGGAAGACGGCGGCACCGUCGAGGAAAUCAUCAGGAAGCUGAACAACGACCUGAAAAGGUUGUACAACAAGAUCAAACAGGUCAUAACAGUGAUAAAAAACUGGGUCAGCAACAAUAGAGCAGAUGACUUGACUGAAUUGUCUGGCAGCGGGUCUGAACAGGAAGUUUUCGUGAUAACCAAUCCGUUAAUUGGCGACAACGAUAAAUCUAAUAAAUACACAUUACCUAUAAACGCGGAAUAGUCCUGGAUAUGAAGUUUAUUAAGUUAUGAAGUUGCCCAUAAUUCGCAGCCGACUCUCUCUUGUCUAUUUAAAAAAAAAAUCUUUUUAACUUAUUUGCACUUUAACUUAUAUUUUACUAUACAAUUAUUAUGAAUAUUAUUGCUACACAAUGUUAUUAUCAUGUUUGUAAAAAACAAAUGUUCCUUUGAUAAGUAUAAUAAUAUUGUAUUAGAAAA
Adelges cooleyi (spruce gall adelgid) is the source of this 1451-nucleotide messenger RNA. RefSeq lists its product as uncharacterized. NCBI's taxonomy places the organism in Eukaryota, Metazoa, Arthropoda, Insecta, Hemiptera, Adelgidae. The record is from RefSeq and is a predicted model, not a curated record. The transcript is spliced from 3 exons. The coding region runs from base 463 to 1236 and encodes 257 amino acids.